GGCUGAGAUGUCUUCUGAAUCACUGCCUAAAAUAAAUAAAUAAAUAAGUCUGAAAUACUAGAAAUUUUUGCUUGUAUACAUAGGUAAUUGAUUGGUUUCCAGCACGGUAGUUUCUGAGCCCUUUGAUGCCAUUAACACAACUGCAAAUUGAAAGUACUUUUUCCUCCGUUUUAUAGGUGGGGAUUGAACUAUAAAGACUGGCUUUCAGCCCUUAAAUAUAUGGGGUUUUUUGGUGGUUGGUGUUUCCAGUCUCAGAACUGUUUGGGUUUGUUGUUGGUGGUGGUGUUGUUUUGGGUUUUUUCUGGGGGAAAAGAUUUUUUUUUUUUUAAUUAAACUCUCCAUCUCCCUGUCCUUGGGUUUUUAAGGCUGAAAUUCCUACAAGUUGAAGUGUUACAAGAUGAAGUUGCUUUGGACUCCAUCCAGUUGAGUUUUGAAUAUCUUUAAGGAUGGAGAUGCCACAGUCUCUUACAAACUUAUUCAGUGUUUGACUAGACCCAGAGUUAAAUCUUUUUUUCAUAUCUAAUGGCAAAUUCUGUUGCAGCUUGUCUGUUGCCUCUUGGUUUGUCACUGAGACAUCCAAAGUGAAUUUGACUUGGUGUCCUCUUCAGUCUUUUUUUAGUGCCUUGUGCUGUGCUAAGCAGUAAAAUCUGUUAAAACUACAAAACAAUUUUCAUGCUGCUGAGACAUGACAAGAAUAUAUUUCUUAAGAGGACCCAAUAGUAGGCAUAAGCACAGUUCUCACCUUUUAUGCCUUCACUACUUACUCAGGUUAGUAUCUGAUAAAUCAGUUGGUUUUCUCUGAAUGAAGAGUGAACAUGUUGCUGUUUUCUUUUCCUGGAUGCUUGUAUUUCUUUGAGCAUGAAAAGAGAAUGGGUCUUAGUACCUUAAUGACAAGCUUAAUGAGCAUAUUAUAUUAAUGCUUGAGCCAUUAGUUGAGGAGGAGGUAUCAGAUUUAUUAAUAGAAGGAGCUGUACCUGUAUCAGUUCUCUAAAAAGCUGGUAAGUAGAAGCAGACAUUAAAAAAAUCACCCAGAUGGAAAAUAAUUACCCCUUUAGUUAAAGAACACAGUUUCACAGAAGGACCCUGACAUAGCAGAGUUGUUAAACAGGCCUGAAAGUAGAGGUCUUGGUAAUCACAUCUAUAGAUUGUAAAGCAGUAUGAAAUCCUAUAAUAUUAACAUAUAUUGCAUCAAAAUCCUAUCAAUAGGAAGGCUUAUAUAGUUUCUUAGCAACUUUGAGCUAUUCAGGUUUUAAUUUUACUGCCUUUAGAUGAUUAGAGGAACAUUUGAUAGGUACCUUCUGACAUAAAAAGAACCAAAUUUCCUUUUUGCCUUAUUUGACAUAUAUUUUUAACUUAGGGCACACGGUAUAAUCAGAUUUACUUGAAAGGUUUGCCACCUAUUAAUGAAAACAAUGAUCAGAAGAUUGAGCUAACUUUCCUGAAGUAACAGAGGAAAAAAAUGGAAGCUAGAAAUGCAGCUGAACGGAGCUUAAAGGGCCAGAGAUGAAAGAACCUGAACAUGUUUCUGAAGGUUUAAGAUGUGUCUGACAGUGACCUCCUUACCUUAGUAAAAAAGAAGAGUUUUUCAACAGGAGCUUAGAAUAUCUGUGCUCCAACUUUAUUAAUAUACUAACUGGAAUGGUGUUCUGACAACAGUUCUCCAUAGUGAAGUACUUACCCUGCUACAGAACAGUAUUGUUUUCUCUACUGAUAAUGCAACCCAAUGGAGGAAAGUAAUGUUUUGAUAAGCAUGCCUGAAGAUCGCUCCUUUCAUGUGCGAUACAGGAUGGAGGCUUCCUGUCUAGAGCUGGCUUUGGAAGGUGAGCGUCUGUGUAAAGCUGGGGAUUGCCGAGCUGGUGUAUCUUUCUUUGAAGCAGCUGUUCAGGUUGGAACUGAAGAUUUAAAAACACUCAGUGCGAUUUACAGCCAGUUAGGCAAUGCCUAUUUCUACUUGCAUGAAUAUGCCAAGGCCUUGGAAUACCAUCACCAUGAUUUAACUCUUGCGAGGACAAUUGGAGAUCUACUGGGAGAAGCUAAAGCUAGUGGGAAUCUGGGCAACACCUUAAAGGUACUUGGGAAUUUUGAAGAAGCUAUUGUUUGUUGUCAAAGACAUCUGGAUAUUUCCAGAGAGCUUAAUGAUAAGGUUGGAGAAGCCAGAGCACUAUAUAAUCUGGGAAAUGUCUAUCACUCUAAAGGGAAAAAUGUAGCUAGUGCUGGGACUCAUGAUCCAGGGGAACUUCCAGAUGAUGUGAAAAAUGCUUUACAAAAAGCUGCAGAUUAUUAUGAGGAAAACCUGACAAUAGUAACAGAGCUGGGUGAUAGAGCAGCACAAGGACGUGCCUUUGGAAAUCUGGGAAACACACACUAUCUUCUGGGCAACUUCAGGAGUGCAGUUUUAGCUCAUGAACAGCGUCUCCUAAUUGCAAAAGAAUUUGGUGAUAGAUCAGCGGAAAGAAGAGCAUACAGCAAUCUUGGCAACGCCUACAUAUUCCUGGGUGAAUUUGAAACUGCUUCUGAAUACUACAAGAGGACGUUACAGCUGGCUCGACAGCUUAAAGACAGAGCUGUGGAAGCACAGGCCUGCUACAGCCUUGGGAACACAUACACUUUGCUUCAAGACUAUGAAAAAGCAAUUGAUUACCACUUGAAACACCUUGUGAUUGCUCAGGAAUUAAAUGAUAAAAUUGGUGAAGGAAGAGCAUGCUGGAGUUUAGGGAAUGCAUAUACUGCUCUGGGGAAUCAUGACCAAGCUAUGCAUUUUGCAGAGAGACACUUGGAGAUUUCAAGAGAGGUAGGAGAUAGAAGUGGAGAACUCACUGCUAGACUUAAUCUCUCAGAUCUUCAGAUGGUUCUUGGAUUAAGCUACAGCACAAACAACUCCAUGAUGUCAGAAAGCCAGGCAGUAGAUAAGAGUCUGAAUGGUACCAGACCGAGAGUAGGACGCCGCCACAGCAUGGAAAACAUGGAACUUAUGAAAUUAACACCAGAAAAGGUUCAGAACUGGAACAGUGAGAUUCUUGCUAAACAGAAACCACUGGUUGCCAAACCUUCAGCAAAACUACAUUUUGUAAAUCGACUAAAAGGCAAAAAGUACAAAAACGGCACCACUUCCAAAGUUUUGCAGGAUGCCAGUAAUUCUAUUGAUCAUCGACAUCCAAACUCUCAGAGGAAAAACAGUCGAGAGACAAUGGCAGAUGAAGGGUUCUUUGAUUUGCUGAGCCGAUUCCAGAGUAACAGGAUGGAUGAUCAGAGAUACCACUUCCAGGAGAAGAACAGAUUCUCAGCUGCUUCGGUGGCAAUGUCCUCUACUCCACCUAAAACAAUGAGAAAAUCUUUUUCUACUUCUGUAGUCUCACCCCACACAGAUGAAUUCCUAGACCUACUUGCCAGCUCCCAGAGCCGCCGGCUGGACGACCAGCGCGCCAGCUUCAGUCACCUGCCCGGGCUUCGGCUGAGCCAGCACAGCAGCCGCUCGGUCCUCAGCCACCUCAUGGCAAGUAACAGCAGGGAACUAGACGAUGACUUCUUUGAUAUAUUGAUAAAAUGUCAGGGUUCCAGACUGGAUGAUCAAAGAUGUGCACCUCCAUCAUCUGUGAAAGGACCAACUGUACCAGAUGAGGAUUUUUUCAGCCUGAUUUUACGGUCACAAGCUAAGAGAAUGGAUGAACAGAGAGUCCAUUUACCUUCAACUAUAAAGGGACCAAAUUCCAGCUGAAGAAAGAAACAGGUGCAUACUGUACAGUAGCAUCCUAGUUAUUAUUUUUGUUUGCUGUAAAAACAUACAUGCCUUUUUACAGAAUAGUGCAAUUAGUAGUUUUGUCCCCUUUUGGAUAAUCUUUGUAUAAAUAACCAGGAAUUACUUGCCACUGUUUUUCGCAGUGUCCAAGAUACCAAUUACUGGAUCAUCUCCCUCUUAAAUGUAUCUAGGCUAGGAACAGUAAUGUAAUUUUUUUCCCUGUCAAGGUAUUCUCAUUGCUGAUGUGUGGAUUCUACCACUGUCUCUAUCUAGUUUAAGACCUACAUUUCUAUGUUCUUUUUAAAGAAAGCUUGAUAAUUUUUUUGUUCUGAUUUGUACCUUCCUGAAAAAAGGUCCUGUUUUCUUUUAUACUUUUUUUUAAAUAAAAAAAAAAUAGAGAAAUAACUUCAGUA
Apus apus (common swift) is the source of this 4149-nucleotide messenger RNA. It is a transcript of the gene GPSM2, whose product is annotated as G protein signaling modulator 2. The coding region runs from base 1724 to 3715 and encodes 663 amino acids. Lineage: Eukaryota; Metazoa; Chordata; Aves; Apodiformes; Apodidae. The transcript is spliced from 15 exons. The record is from RefSeq and is a predicted model, not a curated record. Gene Ontology annotation, molecular function: GTPase regulator activity; protein binding.